CUGUCUUUUUCUUUAAUUUUUUUUAGGAAAAAUGGGACAAACCACUAAAACACGUGUUCAAAUUAUCCUCUUACAAAUUGACCAAAAAUUAUCCACUAAACCAAACCGUACAUAUGUCCACAUUUUCCUUUUUUAGUUAGAAAAUACACGUGUAAUAAUUUUCUCUUUUUUUGUUUUUUUAUCGAAACGUGUAAUAACUUUCUUAGGCGACGUUAAAUUGUAAGAAUUAAAACGAAUGGUAAGGAUUAAAGUAUUGUCCGAACAACAAGCUCUACAACAAGUUAUCUUAGAAAACUUCAAUUUUCCUUCUUUGCGGUUAAAUCGUUGAAAAUUUCAUUCUUCAGGCAAUAUUCGACUCAUUUUUAAACUCAUAAUUUGACGGACUAUCUUACUCUUUCGCAAAACCAUCUUUUAAGAACCUAAUUCUUUUUACCUGUCAUCAAUCACACAUUCAUUCAUCACAAACCACCAUUUUUUUACCCCUUAUUCUCGCAUUCAUUAAUCCAUUUACAAACCAAAACUCAACUUAGAGAAAGCACGUUAUAAUCAACUGUACAAAUAAUGGCAGAAGAAGAUCCUAAAGAAAAGGUUGACCGGGAGCGCAUUUUCAAGCGGUUUGAUACAAAUGGCGAUGGAAAAAUCUCUGCAACUGAGCUAGGAGAUGCAUUGGAAACCCUAGGCUGCGUUCAACCAAAUGAAGUGAAAUCUAUGAUGGCGGAGAUUGAUACCGACGGUGAUGGCUUCAUUUCAUACCAAGAAUAUUUAGAUUUUGCUCUAACUAACCGUGGUUUAAUUAAAGAUAUUGCCAAAAUAUUUUAGUGACGUUUCUCUUCAAUUUAUUAAUUUGUUUAU
Molecule: messenger RNA, 852 nt
Organism: Pyrus x bretschneideri (Chinese white pear)
Lineage: Eukaryota; Viridiplantae; Streptophyta; Magnoliopsida; Rosales; Rosaceae
Product: polcalcin Bet v 4
Exons: 1
Coding region: 562-819 (85 amino acids)
Molecular function (GO): calcium ion binding
Source: RefSeq, a predicted model, not a curated record